This is a messenger RNA of Anopheles nili, 1371 nucleotides long. RefSeq names its product lambda-crystallin homolog (gene Had1). The transcript has 3 exons. Bases 328 to 1275 code for a protein of 315 amino acids. Gene Ontology annotation, biological process: fatty acid metabolic process. NCBI's taxonomy places the organism in Eukaryota, Metazoa, Arthropoda, Insecta, Diptera, Culicidae. Gene Ontology annotation, molecular function: NAD+ binding; oxidoreductase activity, acting on the CH-OH group of donors, NAD or NADP as acceptor. The record is from RefSeq and is a predicted model, not a curated record.
CACGCUCUCGAGGAUCUCUUCUCGGGCCGUAGCCUGAUCGAUCAAUAGAAGCCAAUAGAGCUGAUUCAUUUCGAAUCAAUUCCGGUUCAUUACGUCUACCCUGACUGUCGCGUAAACUGGUGGCCGGCGGAUAGUGGCGAGUUUGUCCGCUAGAAGUGAAAGUAUUUCCCUUCCUUAGUACCGAUAGUGUGUAGUUUUUUUUUUGUUUGAGUGACGAGUGGUUCAAGCAAAAGCUAUUUGUUGCCGUGAUCACAUAAUCUACUUCGCCAUAUAUAUAUUUUUCCCUGCUGCUGGACGACUUAACAAAAAACAAGAGGAUUUUUAGCAAUGGCAACGAAAGUUAAGAAAGAGAAAGUAGCCAUCAUCGGCAGCGGUCUCAUAGGGCGUUCUUGGGCAAUGCUGUUCGCCGGCGUUGGCUAUCAGGUCACCAUCUACGACAUCAUCCCCGAUAUUGUCGAGAAGGCGCUGGUGGAAACUAAGAAGGAGCUCGAUAGCAUCGAAAAGCAAGGACUGCUGCGUGGCACUCUGUCGGCAGCGGAACAGUUUGGUUGCAUCAGUGGCACGGAUAAUCUGAAGGAUGCCAUUACCGACGCUAUAUACGUCCAGGAGUGCGUACCAGAGCGCCUGGAUAUUAAGAAAAAGCUGUACACCGAAGUCGACGGGCUGGUGGGACCAAACACAAUCUUGGCCAGCUCGACCAGCACGUUUAUGCCAUCGUUGUUCAGCGAAAACAUGAAGCACCGUGCGCAGGUACUGGUGGCUCAUCCGGUAAACCCGCCUUACUAUGUUCCGCUGGUCGAGAUCGUGCCGGCGCCAUGGACGAAGCCCGAGUACACCACCAAGGCACGCGAACUCAUGACUGAGAUUGGUCAGAAGCCGGUCACCUUGUCGCGCCAGAUUGAGGGAUUCGCACUUAACCGCAUCCAGUACGCGAUUCUCAACGAAACCUGGCGCUUGGUUGCAGACGGCAUUCUAAGCGUGAAGGACAUUGACGUCGUCAUGUCGGAGGGUCUUGGCAUGCGGUACGCAUUCCUGGGACCGCUCGAAACGGCGCAUCUCAAUGCGGAAGGAAUGUUGAACUAUUGCGAUCGCUACUGCAACACGAUCAACGCCGUGAGCCAAACGAUGGGGCCCAUUCCGCGCAUGGAAGGGAAGGUGGCCGAACAGGUGGCGAAGGAGCUGGAGGAAAUGGUUCCGAUUGAUAAACUCCCCGAACGGCGUGCUUGGCGCGAUGCCUGUCUGACGAAGCUGGCUCAGCUGAAGAAGAACAUUUAAGGGUGGAUAGAAAGUGGAUACUUUUUUCUUUUAACAAACAGGACUUCAAAGUGCAUUUGAAACAGAUAUGCGCAUGAAUAAAAUUAAUUCAACCGA